GUAAGGACUUCCGGUGAAGCUCUCAAAGUGUUAGCAUAUCGUUUCGCACUAGUGCGAUAAAAUUUUGUGUAUUUCUGUUCGCGGAAAAAAAAUUUUUUUCUCGUCCUAGAGUGAAUCCGUGUGGCGACGCCGCGAAACAUCAUCGGGAGUCAAUGUAAAAGAAUUUACAAUCGAAAAAUAUAAAAUACUCGAAAAUAAUAAUACAACCAAACAUAACCUACAAGAAAAUAAAUGAACAAUACAUGUGCAAAAAACACAAUCGAAUUAAAACACAAAAUUAAAUUAUAAUCUAACAAUACAAAGGCAAGAUGGGCCAUCACUGGCCUUAGCCUGUCACGUUAGUGACACAGCAAAUAAAAAAAAAAAAAACUGUUUGUAAAUGGAACGGCGCGACGAUGUAUGCGAGUUUUGCCGAAAUACGCAAGUUAGGCUGCAUUAGGCGAUACUGCAGCGCAUCGGAAAUAUUCCCACACAGCACAGUUCGACGUUUGAAAGUAGAACCUGAUAAGACUCCCGUGUAUGAUGAAUCUGCUACUGCACAACCCAAAAGUACCCGGUUAAACGAAAUGAAUAUACAGCUACUGUCAAGAGGUCUGUAUGAACAAGUUUUCCGCAGCACAAAUCGCACUAAAUCACAAUUGAAUGAAAGUCAGAUAGACUGCCUUCGGAAGGAACUCGCUCGACAUGGAAUUCCUUUGUCGAAUCCUGACAUACUGCCGGAGGUGAUGUUUCAGUUGCCAAAGCUCAAAGGUACGAAUAUUGAAGAGCACUUUUUUCAAAUCGCUCAACAACAGAGUCAAACGUACCAAGAACUACUGGAAUCUUUGGUGAUUUCGUCAAUACCGACCCUCCCAGAUCAAUGGUCAGAGACUCCUGUUUGGACAUGCUACGAUCCUGAACGAGGUCCAAUUUCUGUUCCUUAUCCAGACGAAGAUGCCUACGUGUUCGACGUGGAAGUAUGCGUCACUGCCGGGGCUGCACCGGUCAUGGCUACUGCCUUGAGUCCCUCACGUUGGUUUUCCUGGACUAGCCCGAAUCUGAUAAAUAAUGUUCCUUUCGGUGGUGGUCACCGUUAUCAGCUAAGUGAACUGAUUCCAAUGGAAUCUAGUCCCAAGGAUAAACCAUCCGAUGGAAAGUUUCGACAACCGAAAAUCGUAGUCGGUCACAAUGUUUCGUACGAUCGGGCACGUAUUCGAGAGCAGUAUUGGCUUGAAAACACCGGAAUGCGAUUUGUAGAUACGAUGUCUCUUCACGUUUGCGUUAGUGGAGUUACCAGCUACCAACGAGCUAUGUUGAAAUCCAGCAAAGAGCUGCCAUUGGAAGAUCUUGCCUGGAGUAGCCAAAGCUCGUUGAAUAAUCUGGCGGAUGUUUAUCAGCUUUAUUGCGGCGGAAAACUUGAUAAGGAAAAGCGAGAUAUUUUUCUGCUUGGAUCGUUGAAUGAUGUUCGGGAGAAUUUUCAAAGUUUGAUGAACUACUGCGCUGGGGAUGUGAAAGCUACCAAACAGAUUCUGGAGAAAAUUCUACCGCUCUUCAAGGAACGUUUUCCACACCCAGCCACGUUUGCCGGUAUGCUGGAAAUCGGUAACGCCUACCUACCGGUCAACAGUAACUGGACGCGGUACAUUCAGGAAUCAGAUUUAUCCUACGAAGAUUUGGACAUCGAAGCGAAACAUUUACUGGCACAGAAAGCGGAUGCGGCUUGCCGGUUGAUGCAUGAUCAACAGUACCGUAGGGAUCUGUGGCUGUGGGAUCAGGACUGGACGGUACAGGAAUUGAAGAUGAAAGCGACCAAAGCGAAGAAAGUGCCAAAGAAAACAGUGGAAUUGGAGGUAACGGCUGAAAAUAAGACAACAGACGAAAAUGAGGAUGAUCCGUUGGCCGCAAAGUUUGCCCAUCUGUAUGAAGCUAAGGAUCUGUUACCGGUGAGAAGACCCUUACUACCGGGAUAUCCGGCCUGGUAUAGAAAUAUGUGCUCGAAACCAACCGCCGAAGAGUGGUCACCAGGUCCAACCAACAGGAUAAGUACAGGGAUGCAGAUAGCUCCCAAGCUACUGCGUCUGUGCUGGGAAGGUUAUCCGUUGCAUUUCAUUCGUGGCCAGGGUUGGGGUUUUCUGGUACCACACAAAUACCGCCGAGAUGACAUGGAAUCCGGAAGCAGCGAUGCGGGGCCCAUGAUCCCCCUCGAACAGCUGGUGGAAGUCUGUCCGGUGUUGGAAAUCAAUCCGAAAGCUUCCGCGGGAGAAAGUUCCGAAGCAUUGGGUAGCCUUUGGAAGGACGUAGAGGCGAACAUCAGCCGGAAGGACUACUAUCGGAAGCUGAAGCCCAACAAAACCGAUCGUGUCUACAAAGGUACCGGUAUUUGGUGUAAUUUGGAUCUGGAGGAUUGUUGCUACUUCCUGAAGUUACCUCAUAAAGACGGAAUAUCGCACCGGGUGGGUAAUCCAUUGUCGAAGGAUUUUCUGAACAAGUUCUCGGAGAAUGUUCUGGCCGGUGAUGGGAAGACGGCAGAACGAGUGGUGGAAAUUGCAAGAAUGUUGUCGUACUGGAGGAAUAACAGAGAUCGAAUUACUGGUCAGUUAGUGGUCUGGUUAGGGAAGGAAAACCUACCGAAGAAUUUGUGGCAAAACGAAAUGGAGUACGGAGCGAUCAUCCCGCAGGUUGUAGUGUGCGGCACGCUGACUCGAAGGGCAAUGGAACCAACGUGGAUGACGGCAAGUAAUGCUCAAAGAGAACGCAUUGGUUCAGAGCUGCGGGCGAUGGUGCAAGCACCUAAAGGUUAUCGGAUGAUAGGUGCCGAUGUGGAUAGUCAGGAAUUGUGGAUCGCUUCAGUACUGGGUGAUUGUCAUGUAGGACGCAUUCAUGGAGCAACGCCGUUAGGAUGGAUGACACUCAGUGGGACGAAAGCUACGAAAACCGAUUUGCAUAGCAUGACGGCACAGGCCGUCGGGAUCUCGCGCGAUCACGCCAAAGUUAUUAACUACGCCAGAAUCUACGGGGCAGGUCAGAACUUUGCCGAACGUUUGCUACAACAGUUCAAUCCCACAUUUUCGGCGGCGGAAGCUCGUUCCAAAGCCAUCAAGAUGUUUACCCUAACCAAGGGAAAAAAAUACUUCUACCUCAGGGAAGAGUUUCGCGACGAAUUUCCUCACAAAGGGUACUCUUCGUACGAGGCCCUAAAAAUAGCCAAACUAUGCAAUAAAUCAGUAAACGAAAUGUUCGAAUCAGCCUGCUGGCAGGGUGGAACCGAAAGUGCCAUGUUCAACAAGUUAGAGCAGAUAGCCGGUUCGGAAAUGCCCGUCACUCCGUUUCUUGGUUGCCGGCUCAGUCGGGCACUGGAACCACAGGAAGGGACGGAGGAUCGCUUUCUACCCACUCGUAUCAAUUGGGUUGUACAAAGUGGUGCGGUUGAUUUCCUUCAUCUGAUGUUGGUUUCCAUGCGAUGGCUAAUGGGUGAUCGUGUGCGAUUUAGUUUAAGCUUCCACGACGAAGUUCGAUACCUGGUGGAGGACCGGUAUGCUUAUCGAGCUUCUCUUGCCAUGCACGCGACCAAUUUACUGACACGAGCGUUUUGCGUUUCUAGAAUUGGUUUCAACGAUCUGCCACAAUCCGUAGCUUUCUUUUCGACGGUUGAGGUGGAUACUGUUCUGCGGAAGGAAUCUCAACUGGACUGUAAAACUCCCUCCAAUCCUCACGGACUAGCCGUCGGUUACGGUAUUCCAAAUGGGGAAUCUUUAAACAUAUAUGAGCUGCUUGAAAAACUGGGACCGAUCGAGUCAGACAUGUCUAGCUGGGAAUGGCACCGAGAACAAUCACCGAAGAAGGAAAAACGAAACGUUAAAAAGAUUAAAAUAAAAGCACCAUAAACAAUC
Messenger RNA from Malaya genurostris, 3869 nucleotides. It is a transcript of the gene tam, whose product is annotated as DNA polymerase subunit gamma-1, mitochondrial. Lineage: Eukaryota; Metazoa; Arthropoda; Insecta; Diptera; Culicidae. The transcript has 4 exons. The record is from RefSeq and is a predicted model, not a curated record. The coding region runs from base 396 to 3863 and encodes 1155 amino acids. Gene Ontology annotation, biological process: mitochondrial DNA replication. Gene Ontology annotation, cellular component: gamma DNA polymerase complex; mitochondrion. Gene Ontology annotation, molecular function: DNA binding; 3'-5' exonuclease activity; DNA-directed DNA polymerase activity.